Molecule: messenger RNA, 2064 nt
Organism: Cotesia glomerata
Lineage: Eukaryota; Metazoa; Arthropoda; Insecta; Hymenoptera; Braconidae
Gene: Pif1
Product: ATP-dependent DNA helicase PIF1
Exons: 2
Biological process (GO): telomere maintenance; DNA repair
Molecular function (GO): DNA helicase activity; ATP hydrolysis activity
Source: RefSeq, a predicted model, not a curated record
AAUGAUGCAUAAAAAUUGGCGCGAAAACUGCUUAAGCUUGCACUAAGAAUAACGGUACAUAAACAAACCCUUACUUAACCUUAACCUCAAUCAGUGUGUAUAUAAAAGUGUCACUGUCCUAACUCUCCUCGUGUAUUUUCUAUUAAUUCAAACCUAAAUGCAAAAUAAAAAAAAAGUAAAUUAUCAACAUAAUAAAAUAACCAAUUAAAUAAAAAAAUGGAUCCAGAAGGUUGUUAUGUAAACAGCACAGUAGUGUUAGAAUGGACAAAUUCCUCCGGAACAACAACCCGAAAAGUAAACUACAGAUCAGCGCAGCUCCGACUGAUAAGAAACAACCUCCGUCAGAUGUUAGUGCAAGUCCAAGCAGAAAAAUCAAACACGACAUUUAAACUCCUAAUCCGUGGAAUAAAUGUUCUCAAUCGUUUCAUGCACGAAGGUAAAGCCACAAUAAAAUUCAACGAAGAGCGUUGUACACUUUUAAUCUCCAACGCUCCAGCAGCUCAGCUGACUUCAUUCCUAAAGACUAUUUUUGUAAAAAUGACAGGCCAGCCCGAGACAAAGGUGAGUUCUUUGAAGCAGCACAUAGCAGCUAAUGUUAAUUUAGGUGGUGCUCAGGACAUAAGUCCCGCGACAGCUGGUGAAUUAAAAGCCGCUAAAGAAAAAGCUUUAGUAGUUGCAAAUUCGCGUAAAACUUUAACAACACCUUCUCCGAGUAGUGUGCGUAAGCGUAAAUUAAUAAACAGUGAAAAUAGUUUAAAAGUGCCGGCUAAAAAAUUGUACAGCAACCCAACGGUUGCCGAAUUGACAGAAGAGCAGUCAGAAAUAUUGACAGCUGUUCAACGCGGCAGCAAUAUUUUUUUCACCGGCUCAGCUGGGACUGGAAAGUCGUAUCUUUUGAAGAGAAUCAUUGCGGAGCUGCCGCCAGACGUGACAACUGUCACAGCAAGUACUGGAGUAGCUGCUUGUCAUAUUGGAGGUAUAACACUUCAUCAGUUUGCUGGAAUUGGUCUCGGUACUGGUACUUUAGAGCGUUGUUAUCAACUUGCAUCACGUCCUUCCUCUGCUUCAGUUUGGCGAAAAACAAAGCACUUGAUUAUUGAUGAAAUUUCAAUGGUAGACGGUGAAUUAUUCGACAGGAUUGAAGCUGUAGCAAGGCAUGUUCGCAGAAAUGACAGACCUUUUGGUGGGAUUCAAUUAAUUUUAUGCGGUGAUUUUUUUCAGCUUCCUCCCGUUAGAAAAAAUGAAAGUAUUAAAUUUUGCUUCGAAAGCAAAGCUUGGGACACUUGUAUCACUUGUAAUUUUGAGCUUCAAAUAGUUCACAGGCAGAAAGAUCCAACGUUUGUUAAGUUGCUCAAUAGUGUGAGGAUUGGAAGAGUAACUGAUGAUAUUAAAGAGACUCUAAGAGCGACUGCUAAGCAGAAAAUUGAAAAAGAUGGUAUUUUAGCUACGAGACUUUGCUCGCAUGUAAAAGAAGCUGAUGAAAUAAAUGAAUCUCAGUUGGAAAAACUUGAAGGUACUGCUAAAUAUUAUUCUGCUCAGGAUUCUGAUGAAUCUAUGACCCAGACACUGGAUCAACAAUUGCCAGUUCCGGGAAAACUUACGCUUAAAAUUGGCGCGCAAGUUAUGCUGCUUAAAAAUAUUAAUAUUAACAGUGGAUUGGUUAAUGGAGCUCGUGGAGUUGUUUUGAGGUUUGAUGAUGAAAUUCCAGUUGUACAAUUUUGUUCUGGAGAAAUUUAUCACGCUAAAGCGGAAAAGUGGAUGUUAAAAAUGGCCAGUGGGAGUUUUAUUCAUCGGAAACAAAUUCCUUUGAAAUUAGCUUGGGCUUUUUCGAUUCACAAAAGCCAAGGAUUGACUUUAGAUUGUGUGGAGAUGAAUCUUAGCAAUGUUUUUGAUGCCGGACAAUCUUAUGUUGCACUUUCAAGGGCGCAAAGUCUUGAAGCGUUGAGAGUUUUAGAUUUUAAUGAAAAACAAGUCUGGGUCAGCACUAAUGUCCUGGAAUUUUAUAAAAAAUUUAGAAGAAAUUUACAAAAUAAUAAAAUUUAUAAGCUAGGUAAAUCUAAAAAA